GCCCCAAAAGAAGCUCAAUCACCAGCAACAAAAUCAGAAGACACAGAGAAGAGAGAGAGACAGAGACAGAGAGACAGAGAGAGAGAGUUGUGUGUGUAUGUGUUUUUGAUGGAGAUGUCGAGACUUAAAUGGAGGUAGCAGGAGAUUGCAGAUACUGAGAGGAGAGAGAGAAAGAGGGACGACCCAUGGCGGCGUUGCAGAGCGAGAGAGAGCUGUAAAAUUCCAUUGUGCUUUAAUGCAAAGAGUUUUAGAGAGAGAGAGAGAGAGAGAGAGAGAGAGAGCAGAAAAAGAGGGGGAGAAAGGUGAAAUGAAUUGAAGGCUCGGCCACAGAAUCGUCCGACGUGUGUCUCACAAAAGAACCCAUCGGCAAUUACACACACCCAACUCCCUCUUACCAUUAUAAUCCAUUAAACCUCACUCACACACAUACCACCCAUGUGAACUGUGUUUGAAUUCUCCAUCUUCUAGGGUUUUCAGCUGCUGGAAGAGGAAGAGGGAAGAAGAUAGGAGGAUCGUGUGCUCUGAUAUGGAUUUGAAUUCCCCGUCGGAAUCGAGAUUUGCCCGGUCAAUCGUCGCGAAAUGGCUGGGUUCAUUCCGUUAGGAGGAGGAGCUGCUAGAUCAGUAGCAGGAGAAGGAGGAGGAGGAGAUCAGCAGAUCCACCACCCACAAGCCACGGCCGCUGCCGAAAUUCCUUGGUUCUGGUACUCCAGGAGCAACCCGGACGACGUCGGGACGUCUUCGGCUUACAAGGGUUUGGAGCUAUGGCAUCAAAACCAACCGCAAACCCAACAACAACAGCUACACUUCUUCUCGCAGCAGCAGCAGGAUCUCUACGCGUCGGCCGCGGGCCUCGGCGUCGGGCCCAGCGGAGGAGGCGGCGGCAGCGGGAGGGCCUCGAUCAACGUGUUCUCCGACGAGAGCUCGAGAUCGGGAGGAGGCUUCGCGACAUCGACCUCGGCGGCGACAACGGGCGGGGGCGUGAGAGGGGGAAUCAGCUGCCAAGACUGCGGCAACCAGGCCAAGAAGGACUGCCAGCACCUUCGCUGCCGGACCUGCUGCAAAAGCCGCGGGUUCGAGUGUGCAACCCACGUGAAGAGCACGUGGGUCCCCGCGCCGAAGCGUCGGGAGCGGCAGCGGCAGCUCGCCUCCCUGAAGGAGCAGCAGCACCACCACCACCACCAGGAGCAGCGGCUGCAGCUUCGAGGCGAGGUCCCGAAACGGCAAAGGGAUGACCACGGGAGGCCUAACACCUCAGGGUUGGAGUUAGUCGGCAACUUCCCGGCCGAGGUGAGCUCUCCGGCGCUGUUCCGGUGCGUGAAAGUGAGCUCCGUUGAUGAUCCCGACGACCAGUUCGCGUAUCAGACCGCCGUGAACAUCGGGGGUCACGUCUUCAGAGGGAUCCUGUACGAUCACGGGCCCGAUCAUCACCCCACCUACGCCAACGUGGGUGCCGGAGACUCUUCCUCCGGCGGCGGUGGAGGACUAGCUCAGCCUCUCGACCUCAUAGCUGCCGCGGCCGCCGGGGCAGCGUCCCCCAUCGCCAACGCCGAGAAUGCGCACGUGUCGUCCGUGGCAACGGCGCCGUUCUUCGACGCGUCUUCUUUGUACCCGCCUCCGCUCAGCACAUACAUGGCCGGUACGCAAUUCUUCCCGCACCCAAGAUCUUGACACGAACAUCACAUUCGUUGCAUUUUUAACUCUUUAGCCAUAACCAUCUCCUCUCUUCCCUCCACCCUCCCUCUCUCUCUCCCAACAUGAAAGGAGGCAAGAUCGUUGACAGAAUGUUAUUGCUGUUGCAGUAAAAGUGGUAGAAGUAGUAUGGUAGCUCAUCUUUGGAGAAAUCCAUUUGAAAGAAGGGUAGAGAGAGAGAGCAAGAGAGAGAGAGAGAGAGAGAAUAUGUGGAAGACAUAGGUUUUGAGUUACCAUCAUUUGUUUUUCUUCCCCUUCUUGGGAAUCAUUGAACCUGUGUACGAGAUGAACUUUCAAUUGUUUGUGCUCCUCUCCCCACCCCUUGUCUUGUUUUUUAUUUUUUGUUGUAUUUGCUUUGGAUUUUGUGGCCUUUCCAUUCUUGGGUCGAUCUUGAUUUGAUUUACA
Messenger RNA from Rhodamnia argentea, 2094 nucleotides. Its product is annotated as protein SHI RELATED SEQUENCE 1-like. Lineage: Eukaryota; Viridiplantae; Streptophyta; Magnoliopsida; Myrtales; Myrtaceae. Gene Ontology annotation, biological process: positive regulation of DNA-templated transcription. Gene Ontology annotation, cellular component: nucleus. Bases 580 to 1668 code for a protein of 362 amino acids. The record is from RefSeq and is a predicted model, not a curated record. The transcript has 2 exons. Gene Ontology annotation, molecular function: DNA binding; DNA-binding transcription factor activity.